AUGGCGCAGAACGGCACAGAAUGGUACAAGGACCUACCCAGAUUAAAGGACUUGGAGUCCGCCAUUAGUAUGCAAGAAGGACUUGGACGAUUCCUCUUACCUCCUACUACAGCGGACCUUAUAGACGAGGCUAGACGCGCUCCCAUUGUGGUAUUUAACGCCACUGAGAUUCGCAACGAUGCCUUGAUCAUUACGGAGUACGACGGCAUAGCAGGCUCUACUAUACGCCGGCGAAUGAGACUUGCGCCACCUAUUAGAGCGAAAUACAAGGAUGCUCAUGACUGCCAUGUCCCGAACGGUGUCUGA
Molecule: messenger RNA, 306 nt
Organism: Aspergillus novofumigatus IBT 16806
Lineage: Eukaryota; Fungi; Ascomycota; Eurotiomycetes; Eurotiales; Aspergillaceae
Exons: 1
Coding region: 1-306 (101 amino acids)
Source: RefSeq, a predicted model, not a curated record